Molecule: messenger RNA, 1317 nt
Organism: Prorocentrum cordatum
Lineage: Eukaryota; Dinophyceae; Prorocentrales; Prorocentraceae
Source: the annotation of a GenBank genome assembly
AUGACCGCUGACGGCAGCUUCCUCAGCGCUGCUCGCUUGGGUGUGGCCGCGAACGCUGAGCUCCGGGCCGACGGGGAGCUGGCUGGCAGUUGGGCCACCUUCAUCCUGCGUGUGAAGCAGCAGGAGGGCCGGACGCUCCUCCCAGACUCUGCCUGGCUCGGCGAGACGGUCACGCUGCAGUCGCACUUGGGCACCUACGUCGGGGUCGGUCCCGACGGGGAUGUCACGGUCAGCGCUCAGGAGAAGGACGUGGGUCGUUGCGAAGAGUUCACGCUGGUGGACGGGGGUGAGGACGGCAUAGCCCUGCAGACGUGCAAGGGCACGUUCCUGGGCGCUGGGCCGAGCGGUUCCGUCGCCUCAGACGUGGAAGAGCCCGGGGAGCGGGACCACUUCCUUAUCGACAUCGUGGACGUCAAAGUCUUCUUCAGCGCUUUGGACCUGCCUGUUUCGAAGCUAGGAAGGUUGACGAACGAGAACCUGAAGUGGUCUAAUUUGUCCAUAUUGGAUCCGAACCUGGUGCCCCACAAGCCGCCUCAGCCGGUCGUCCUGAAGACGACCCAUGGCGGGUACCUCUUCCCACUGGAGCAUGCCAAGAGGGGCUCAGAUAAGCUGAUGCCCUCGAACGCUACCCGAGUGACUCAGGCGGUGAUCUUCACGCGCACAUGCGAGGACAGCGGCUUGCUGCCCAUUGCCAACCAAAGCGCGUGCCAGGCCGCCGCCAGAAGCAUCGGGCUGGUAAAGUCGAAGGCCGACGUCGACGUCAAGAUUGUCGAGGACGCUGGGGUUCCAGAGGGGUGCUACGUGGAGAACUUGACCCGCUUCCGCCUGGGCACGAACCCUUUAAACAAUGGCACUGGGGUGUCGCACAGGAAAGACGGCACAACGCUGAAUCCCAUCUGUGUUGGCGUCUGCCCCAAGUGUGCCAUGCCAGAGCCGACGGCGCCUGCGCUCGUGAUCUUCUUCAAUGAGCGUGACCUCUGCAAGAUGCGUAUCCUGGCCUCGUCGAUCACGAGGCACGACCCCAACCAGCUGAUUGGCGCAGUGCACCUCGUCUGGCUCUCAACUCACCCCCCCAAUGAGUUCAUGGGGGGCAUCGACUCCAUCCGCAACGCCGCCUCGGCAACGCACAAGGUACGGUUCCACGACAUGUCCUGGAUGUUCCGCAGCGGCAUGGAGGGUCCGAAAGUGCAGCAGAUUGUGAAGCUAAAGGCCUCAAGCUUGGUCGAGGAGGACUACUAUCCACGCGCGCGGUGGCGGAUGUGGUGCUCGAUGCUACGAACGCGUUCAUCCGCGACAUCAGGCCGGACACAUUCUUGA